Wallemia ichthyophaga EXF-994 is the source of this 1674-nucleotide messenger RNA. Its product is annotated as 60S ribosomal protein L27-A. Lineage: Eukaryota; Fungi; Basidiomycota; Wallemiomycetes; Wallemiales; Wallemiaceae. Gene Ontology annotation, cellular component: membrane; ribosome. Bases 1 to 1674 code for a protein of 557 amino acids. The record is from RefSeq and is a predicted model, not a curated record. The transcript is spliced from 3 exons. Gene Ontology annotation, biological process: translation; carbohydrate metabolic process. Gene Ontology annotation, molecular function: chitin deacetylase activity; structural constituent of ribosome.
AUGCCAAAAAUAUUCAAGUCAGGCAAGGUUUGCGUAGUCUUGAGUGGUAGAUACGCAGGUAAAAAGGUUGUCGUGAUCAAGCAAUUCGAUGAAGGCACCAAGGAGCGUCCAUACGGCCAUUGCUUGGUUGCGGGUGUUGAGCGUUACCCAUUGAAGGUGCACAAGCAAAUGGGUGCCAAGUUGAUUGAGCGUCGUUCAAAGGUGAAGCCAUUCAUCAAGUCAAUCAACUACAACCACUUGAUGCCAACCCGUUACGCACUUGAACUUGAAGGCUUGAAGGGUGUUGUAUCCCCAGAGACCUUCAAGGAGCCAACUCAACGUGAAGAUGCUAAGAAGCAGAUCAAGAAGCUCUUCGAAGAGCGCUACCACAGUGGAAAGAACCGCUGGUUCUUCCAUGCUUUACGCCUACACAGAAAGCAAGAUGAGACAUCAAGUACCUCUUCAUCAUCACCUACAGCCACGUCCACCACCGCCACCACUACGUCCAUUCAGUCUGGUACAACUGGUACUGGCGGUACUUUCACUCAUAUUCCAAACUCAUCUGACAUUCCCCUCUCCUCCAUUCUCCCUGGCAUGAACUUAUCCGGGAAAACCAUGUCAAUGCCUACAACAGCCUCUCCAGGCCAAAUUCCAUUCUCUCACGCUCCUCCAUUGCCCUCUUCAACCCCUGUUCAAGCUGAAUACCCUGAAAUGGACAAGAUUCCUCCCGUCGAUCACCCUCAAGUUCAAGAAUGGAUUUCUCAAAUUGACUGGGACAAGGUUCCCGACUGGUCUGUCAACGAAGGAGAAGCUUCUUGCUCUGAAAAUCCUGAUUCCAGGGACGAAGCUGGUCCCGAUCAGCGCUGCUGGUGGACGUGCGGUAGUUGUACUGCGGAUGAUGACAUCACUCAAUGCCCAAAUAAGCAUGACUGGGGCUUGUCGUACGAUGAUGGUCCUUCGCCGUACACUACUACCCUUCUCAACUACCUCGCUGAACAAGAAAUUACCUCCACCUUCUUCAUCGUCGGUUCAAGAGCUCUUUCACGUCCUGACAUGCUUCGUGCUGAGUUAGUCCUUGGACAUCAACUCUCUGUGCACACCUGGUCACACCCUCACCUCACCACUCUUUCAAACGAGGAAUUAGUUGCUGAACUUGGAUGGACUAAGAAAGUUAUUCACGAAGUAACCGGUUUGACUCCAAAUACUAUGCGUCCCCCAUACGGUGAUAUCGAUAACCGUGUUCGUGAAGUCUGUCGUCAGAUGAACCUCACUCCAAUUAUUUGGACAACUGCUCAAGUCGACGGUCAGGAACUCACUUUUGACACUAACGAUUGGAAGAUUGCAAGUGGUGAUGUCACCACUAACAAGUCAUACGAGACGUUCGAGAAGAUCUUGGACUCCUCGGACGAAAUGGACCACGGAUUCAUCGUCCUUCAACAUGACUUAUACCAGCAAGCCGUUGAGUUGGCUGUGGCGUAUGUCUUACCGGACGCCUUGCAACGCCAGCCAGAGCUCAACCUCUUGUCUGUUAUCGACUGUCUCCAAAAGCCACAAACUGAGGCCUACAUUGAGACUUCUUCCAACGAAACAGCACCAAGUGAAGUUGGUGCUGGUGGUUCUUCAGCUAGCAAAGUAUUCAUUUCAAUUACAAAACUUUCCAUCGCCGUUGCAAUCACUACCCUUUUCCUCUGUUGA